Molecule: messenger RNA, 3490 nt
Organism: Exaiptasia diaphana
Lineage: Eukaryota; Metazoa; Cnidaria; Anthozoa; Actiniaria; Aiptasiidae
Product: galanin receptor type 1
Exons: 1
Coding region: 1069-2376 (435 amino acids)
Biological process (GO): G protein-coupled receptor signaling pathway
Cellular component (GO): membrane
Molecular function (GO): G protein-coupled receptor activity
Source: RefSeq, a predicted model, not a curated record
UUAAUUUUAAUUAGCAAAUUUUUUGGAACAUUUCUCCUUAAUCUACUUUACAUUACGGAAUUAUUAAUGUGUUUGCGUACAUUUCAGUUUGUCUAUAUUUUCCCCGUUAUUUGAUACAUUAACAUUAUUCUUAGAAAAUAUAGAGAAAAUUUAGARACUCUUUGCUUUACUAUUAAACUAAGUAAUCUUAAGACUUCAAUCUCGAUUCAAAUAAAAGACUAUCGAAUAACAAUUUUUUUUAUCUGGAAAGCUCCAGCGGAUAUUUACUUUAAAUCAUCAUGCAUAUGGCGACUAUUUUCGCCGGUGACCCUAUCGAGCGCGCACAUUAUGAAAAGCUGAAAAGGUUUGUUUUUGAGAAGAACUAGGAUGUUAGUUUGUAGCGACAGGAUGUGCACACAAUGGCGCAAGAUGGGUCAAUGUGUUUUUCUCCGUAAGUGCUUUUUAGAAUAUAUGGUGCUCUUACAAUAUGCCUUAUCUAGAGGCUUACUUGGACUGUCGGUCAUUCUAAAAGCAUAUUUUUGAGCUGCUGUCUGGUUUCCGAAUAAAUUAAUUGCAAUUAAGUUCGCGCCAAAAACACUCAGUAUUACAACAAACAACGAUCAUUUCAUUGAGUCAGUUGGUUGUUUGUUUAGUGGGGUAGUCUGCAAAACUGGUAAAUAUCUUCUUGUUUUUACAGGUGUCAACAACAACAUCCUCAGGGGACCCCAGUAGGUAAUCAAAACUAACAGUACAAUUUGACCUGCCUAUGGUUUUGGGUUAAUUGUCCCUGUCGACAGUUCUACGCUCAAAUUGACCACACACGCAAUAGGAGCGGUUAAAAGGCGCACGACGACAAAAGAGGUGGCUUAUCGAUGAGUUCCWGGUAGUAAUCACUUCGAUGUSCUAUAUAUCCAUUCUCAAAUCAUUACUGAGGCAUCAGUCUGAUAGUACUGCCAAAGGAACAACAUCAACAGCGCCUCCCAUCAGUUGCUAUCGCGUGCUUCUGACACGCGCUGUAAUCAAAGGGUCUAAGUGGUUCGCUAGUUCUAUAAGAAAUCUUAUCUUCAACUUUAGCCUUAGGUCAUUAGCAUGGCUGACGCGAUCAACUGUUCUUUUCACUCUCGGUGCGAACAAGAAAACGUUUCUUCCACCAAUAAUCCAGCGAACAAUGCUCAACCAAUCUACUAUGAAGAAUCAUUCCCUAUCUUACUAACGAAAUACUUCCUACUAACUCUGCUUAUACUGAUUGGAGUUAUUGGUAACAUAGUUGUUGUGAUAGUAACGACCAAGCGUAAGGCGUUCAAUUCAUCACUGGAUCUAUUCGUCAAAAAUCUAGCUAUCGCAGACCUGGGAUUUUUACUCCUAGUCACUCCGAGUGGUGUUCUUCGAGUCGAACUGCCCUACCAAUGGCCAUUUGGAGAGUACGUUUGCCUGUAUGUAUUCCCCAUGCUUGAUCUCUUUUAUGGUGCUUCUGUUUGGACAAUUGCUGCCAUUGCUAUAGAACGAUAUAGAAAUAUUGUAGGCAUGGCACGRGUUCAUCGACGAGAGAGGCACACGAAGCGUUCUGUCAAGAUUCUUGUAGUUCUCGUUUGGUGCUUUUCCUUCGUUGUUUUUUGUAUCCCGGUUUAUGUAUCGGUUACGUACAUUAAAGACCCUCCAAUUUGUACUGUGCAGUGGACUGACGACCCUAGRCAAGAGCUUCUUGCUUUCAAGAUUUGGUUAGGGUUUUCAGUAUUUCUUUCGUACGUUCUCCCACUCGGAGUUGUUAUUUGGACAUAUGUUGUAAUAUCGCGCCAAUUGAGUCGCAGUAGUACAUUUCUCCUAAGUAUCAAAGGCAUCGUCUCGAGAAAAGCUGCCAAAAACAGGCGUCAAGCAAAAGUCGAAACAGUUCAAAGUCAUGAAGAUCAAGCAACCCUAAAGUCUAUCAACAAUGGCAACUUUCCACAGUCCCAGCGAUCUCCAGUAGAUAGCUCCCGACUAACACAGAACCGGAGAGCAAAAAACAUCCUAACUCCUGUUGCAGUUCUUUUCGCAGUAUCCAUGUUUCCUAAUAGUGCCAUAAAACUUGUGCUAAUUUUCUGGACUAUAAAUGCGCAGCCUUAUUAUCUUAUAAUAUUCUUUAUAGUGAUUAUUUUUGGCUGCGCCAACUCUGCCUUCAACCCGAUUGUCUAUUGCAUAGUCAGCCGAGAAUUCCGAAACGCAUUCAAGACUCUUUUCAACCUCCAAAAAGAAAGAGCGGGCUCGAGAACCUCAAAUGGUGGAUUCGACCAUCGUGAGUCAACAGACCGCCGAAGCCGGACUAUCGAGUUUUCCUGUUCUCAUUUAGGAAAUGACGAGCAACCAGCUGCAACCCGAAGCAGCUCGCGUCUGUUCUUAGCUUGUAACACCAAACUUUAAACCUGUACAAAAAAGAAACUGAACUGUUCAAUACCAUUGGAAAUAAUACUAGUUGAGUGACUAUUUGCGUGACGCCUGCUUAUUUAGAUUUCAAAGAAAUCAAUGUAAAUAACAUCGAUUUAAAUUAUGGUUAUUUAACGCAAAAUGAACAUAAAUAGUUUGUAGUAUAUAUUUGUUCGAUAGCGGCAGUUCACUUCGUUGUUAAACGAAUGUAGUCCAUGAAUACAUGCAAAUAGGAAAAUGUAUAUGAAUUUUACAAAUAAUAGACACUGUACAAAAACAGUGAGCUUAACAUCAAUCAAGUAGACGGCAAAAAACGGAACUAAUUCAACAAGAAAUUAGUGUCUUUACUAUAGGUCAUAAAUCUUGUUGAUUAUGACAACUAUUUGUUUUAAAAACGUGUUAUUACAAACACUGUGCACGGAUAAAUGCUAGUCAAGAUAUAUUUAUCUAUGUAUAAAUGUAAUUAAAUAAAAAGUUGAAAAUAAUGUUCCAUUUAAUACGCAAAAACGAAGUGGAAUUAGGACGAGCACAAAGGUAGAAUGGGUUAUUCAAAUGUUGGCAAUUAAAUCGCUUUCUAAAAUUAUUARAAAAUAAGAAUAACGAUUAUAUUAAAGCCAACGUUAAAUAUCAUCAUAUUGAGAUGUUAUCAAGAACAGAUUUCUAUAAAGACACGGAGUGGCGCGAAAGGAUUGCGAACGCGCGUCAACCAAAACUUUACUUCCUGUAGUUCAAAACUGUGAUUAUCAUUAUAUCAUGCGACAUUAUUUAUUUUAUCGUAUGUCUUUGAUAUAAACUGUACUGAAAAAAACCCAACUAGUUCUAAAAGCGAUGAGAAACGUGAAUGUUUUCAAGUGGUCAAGUAUUGAAAUAAAAGCGAGGUUUUGUUAUCAGUGAUAGGAUUAAGAGAACAUAUAACAUAUUGUCUCUUACUCAACGCUGUCUCCUUAUAAAGGUUCUAUCUUGUUUAACUCACUGAUGAGUCGACUCGAAGUUAUUUACUGAAUCAAGAUUAUUUCUGUUUGUAUGGGUAUAAGAUACGUUACGAGAACUUGAGGGAAAGAGAUUAGCAGUGAGUCUAAACACCUGUGCGCUARAAUUUCAGUGACAAUUC